UAUACAUCUUUCUUGCACUCAAAACCCCCCCUUUUUCAACAAGAUUUGAUCUGUAUCAAUAUCUAUAUCCAUAUCUCCAACACACAAUCUGCCAUCUUUUCUAUCAACCAUAUGAUGUAUUUCAAACUCUUUUGUUGAUCAAUCCUUUUGUUGGCUUGCUUCAAGAUUCUUGCUUUAUCUCACUUGGAUUGGAUCUGUCAUUUGCAGGAUUUGGACGCCAAUUCUACAUUUGGUUUAAAGAUGGACCAUCUUCCUGUUGAAGUCAUCGGUAACAUACUCUCUCAUCUUGGGGCUGCUCGUGAUGUUGUGAUUGCAUCUGCCACUUGCCGGAAAUGGCGAGAAGCUUGGCGGAUUCACCUCCAUACACUUACUUUCAAUUCAAAUGAUUGGCCCGUUUAUCAUGAGCUCACAACAAGCAGGCUUGAAAUCCUCAUAACUCAGACAAUAUUCCAAACCACGUGCCUCCAAUCCCUUUCCAUCAUCAUGGAUGAUGUUGAUGAGUUCUCAGCAGCACCCGUGAUUGCUUGGCUGAUGUACACACGAGACAGCUUGAAACAAUUACAUUAUAAUGUAAGAACGUCACCCACCAUCAAUAUUCUUGAAAAAUGUGGUCGCCAAAAGCUUGAAGUGUUAAAUUUAUCACAUAAUACCAUUAGUGGUGUCGAGCCAAGUUAUCAACGUUUCCCGUGUUUAAAAUCUCUUUCUUUAAGUCAUAUCAGCAUUUCCGCUCUGGAUUUAAGUUACCUACUGACUGUUUGCCCGAAAAUCGAGGUUUUGACACUUUUAAGCCUUGAUAUAGCCAUGUCAGAUGCACAGGCAUCAAUGGAAUUGAAUAGUCAUUCUCUAAAAGAUCUAUCUGUUGAGGCCGUUAGUUUGGAAAAAUUUAUCCUUGAGGCAGAUAGCCUAGAAAAGUUGCAACUUAAAGAUUGUACACUCGAGGUUUUCGAGCUUGUUGGUAAAGGGACGUUGAAGCUUUUAAAAAUUGAUGAUGUCAGCGUUAUUCAUCUUGAUAUAGGUGAAAAUACAGAAAAUCUUGAAGUUGUGGAUGUUAGUAAUUUUACAAUCAUGUGGACAAAAUUUCAUCAUAUGAUUUCAAAAGCAUCAAGGCUAAGAGGGCUACGGCUUUGGGGUGUUGUGUUUGAUGAUGAAGACGAGGUUGUUGAUAUGGAAACUAUAUCUGUCUGUUUUCCUCAAUUGACACAUUUGUCCUUGUGCUACGAUCUAAAAGAGGGAUCACUCCAAUACAGUUUGCAGCGGGCGUUUGAGUUGAAGAAUGUGAUUAUGUUAGAACUUGGGUGGACGGUUAUAACAGACUUGUAUUCACAGUGGGUGGCUGGGCUCUUGGAGAGGUGCCCUCGUCUUAGGAAGUUGAUUAUUAAUGGGGUUGUAUCAGAGGCUAAAAGCCAUGAAGAAUGCCAAGUUUUAGCUAAUUUCACGACGUCCAUCGUAAAUCUAAUGCGAAAGUAUAUGCACGUGGAUGUUCAGUUUGAAUAUGAAUAACAAAUUUUAUCAUGGAAGAUCUGUUCGUAUAUGGACUUGAUCACAGGUAAUGAUUUUGAACCACCAUUGUAUGCCAUUUUGUUUUUGAGUGUUCAGGUUCUCAGUGGUAAAUGUAUGCAAUUUUCCGUGUGAUUAGCUCAGGAUUUUGCAUUGAUGUAAUUUUGUGGUAGCAAAUAUAAUGCAUAAGUCUGAUUAUAUACUUAUAUAUUGUGUUGGCAUA
This is a messenger RNA of Erigeron canadensis, 1720 nucleotides long. Its product is annotated as F-box/LRR-repeat protein At1g67190-like. Gene Ontology annotation, molecular function: protein binding. Lineage: Eukaryota; Viridiplantae; Streptophyta; Magnoliopsida; Asterales; Asteraceae. The record is from RefSeq and is a predicted model, not a curated record. The transcript is spliced from 2 exons. Bases 241 to 1500 code for a protein of 419 amino acids.